CGCUCGUUUCCUCUUUCACCUUUAGGAACAUCAUUAUACUCUGUAAAUAGUGGAAUUUCAUUAUUACACCGUUUUGGGUAUUUUUUUAAGACUCGUCUGCGUCUAAUCAAAAGCAAAAUCGUUUUGUAAAAAAUUUGACUUAUAUCGAAUCCAAAACAUUCAAGUUUUAUUUUUGUAGGAAAUGAGAUAAUAUUUGUCUUCUAUGUUGAUAUCUAUAAACACCCGCCGCAUUCCUUGUGUUUAAGAUAUUCUCCCCUCUUAUAAUUGCCACUACCUGAGACUUAGCAUCAAGCUGCUUUUUUUUUUUUUUUGAUCAGCUCAGCUAUGAGUGUUUUCAACGAGGACUACAUACAUCUCCUAACUCGGACACGAAAUCGUCUAAUGUACUAUUAAUAUCUAGAUCCGUUAUUUUUUCGCAUCGCCACACAAAUGUCCGGGACUCCGUCAACAAGAGAUCAGAGUAGUCUCACUGCUGCUGAUUGCACCCGGUUGCUUCCCGUUUAAUCAUGAAAUAUUUCUCUAACGACUACAUAUCGUCGUUCUGCUAUACUGCCGGAUAUAUAUAAAAAGAUCCUACCAUUCUGUAUGCAUUUGGCUCGUAUUUCAACUGGUAUUGUAGACGAUCUCUACAAUGCCACCGUUUGUUCAUUAAGGUAUGUAGUUUUCCAUAUCAAUAUAUAAAUGUUGUAUACGACCAAAUCACCGCAACAGUCGCAGAAUCUACUUUUAACUAUGCCUUUUAAAUACACCUUUUCUUCUCAAGGUUCAGAUCCUCCUCUUCUACUGUAUUAGGUAGGUAGGCAUUGGUUUUUCCCCCAAAUUAAAUUAUAGCUGUAGGUUAAUUCUCAUUAAUUAAUUUCACGUGUACAUUUACUCCAAAUAAAUAUUUUAGUUUCUCCGAAUUAUGCAAUUAACACGGAAGCGCAUUCCAAAACUGGUUGUGGGACCUGGUGACUCACAUGUUUUCUUCAGGCUGCUGGUGAAACCAAAGUUGUUUACAGCACCAAAGAAGUGGUUGAUUAUGGUUUGGAUUACCUCCCAGUGUACAAAGAAUUUGCUAACAUCUGCAAACCUGAAUUCAAGAAUCAGUUCAGCAAAGCUAUUGGUGGGGAACAAAAGUUUACAUAAUGAAAGUUCCAUCUGCAUAACAUCUUGAUGUAUCGGCAUCACAUCAUCUGAACAGACCUUUACUUUGACAGAUACUCUAUAACUUACAACAUGCUUCCGUUAGAUCAAAAAGGAAGUGCCAAACCUGGCAGCAACCAUAAACGUUUUGUCCCAUUACGAAGGCAAUACCGGAGAGUUCGCAUUCGUAUGGAUGGACGAUUACUACAUUGCCUUAUGGUAUCUUUGUUGUUAUUCAUAAUUGCUGUCAGUAUCUUCCAAGCAAGUGGAAUGAUUGGUGCCAUUACUGCACCCCCUGCUGAAGUCCUUAGUAGUUAUAAAACAUCCUCACUCUUAAUUCUAUAUUUGCUCCGUCUCAUGACACUGAUGCCUUUACCACUGACCCUUUUUAAUUUUGCUGGAAUUGUCUCAUUCAACACUUUUCCCAGAAAACCAAAACUACGAGGAUCUACUCUCUUUGGACCGUUUAUUUGUUUUCGAGUGGUUACAAAAGGUCUGUUCCCUAAAUUGGUUCGCAGUAAUGUUACCAAAAAUCUGGAAAUAUGCAGUCAGCUUGGUUUUGAUAAUUUUGUUUUUGAAGUUGUGACAGAUGAAGCAGUUCAACUCCCUAAACUACCUCGAGUUCGAGAACUUAUUGUUCCUAAUGAGUAUCGAAGCUCCAAAGGUACUUUGUACAAGGCUCGUGCUUUGAAUUAUUGCCUGGAAGAAGGAAUUAAUUAUCUUAAUGAUAAUGACUGGAUUGUCCAUCUGGAUGAAGAAACACUCUUGACAGAAUCCUCAUUAGUUGGCAUUAUCAACUUUAUUAAUGAAGGUAAACAUGAUUUUGGCCAAGGUGUAAUCACUUAUGCAGAUGGAGAAAUUGUCAAUUGGUUAACAACACUUUCUGAUGUUGUUCGAGUUGGAAUGGAUUAUGGAAUGUUGCGUUUUUGUCUCAAGUUUCUUCAUAAACCUGUCUUCAGCUGGAAAGGAUCUUUUAUUGUCUCAAAUGCAGGUGUUGAAAGAAAAAUAACUUAUGACUUUGGUCCAGAUGGAAGCAUUGCUGAAGACUGCUUUUUUGCUAUGUCAGCUUGGCGAGAUGGCCAUACUUUUGGAUUUGUUGAGGGAGAUAUGCAUGAAAAAAGUACUUUUUCUCUUGUAGACUAUAUAAAACAACGCAAGAGAUGGGUACAGGGUAUUUUACUUGUUCUCUUCAGUCGUAUGUUACCAUGGCGCUGCAAGAUGGGUCUCUCUGUGAUGAUUCUCUCUUGGCUUACUUUACCAUUUACUGUACCUAAUAUAAUUUUAGUUCUUCUUUUCCCUUUACCCAUGCCAACAAUAGUAAAUGCCCUUUGUGGUUUUAUUGGGGGUACUGUAGUAUUUCUAUUUAUUUUUGGAGCAAUAAAAUCUUUCUCUUUAAGAAAUAUGGGGCGCUGUCAAUAUAUUCUGUUAUGUCUUGCUCCUAUUUUGGUUGCUCCUCUCGCCAUGAUAAUGGAAAGUAUUAGUGUAAUCUGGGCCAUUUUUGGUCAUCAGAAUCAUGUCUUUGAUGUAGUUAAUAAAGAAAGUAACAGUACUUCAAAAGACUUGGAAUCUGCUGAUCCUGUAGAAACUGUUUAACAUUUAGACACAGAGUCAAGAACUAUUAACAAAAAAAAAUUUAAAGACACUAUAAUAAAUUAUGUAAAAAUUAAUAUACAAAUAUUUUCUAAUUUUUUUCUGUUAAAAAAAAAAAGAAUCCAAAAUUACCAUACAAUUAAAAUUGCAUGAAAUCAUAUAUUGGAUACCACCAUUUCAGCUACAUAAUGUCUUGUUUAUGAAUGUUUAUAGUUAACCAUCAAGUUUUUUAAUCAGCUUUACAUUUGUUUUUGUUUUGUUUUUAGUUAACUUAAUUUUAUGUUUUUUUAAUUUUAUUCUUCAGUUUAAUUGUCCUGCUCUCAAAUAUUCUGUCUUAAUUAAAUACUAGGUUUAAAAGAAUUCUAUCUCAUGUGAAUUUGACCGAUUCAUCCUGAAAUAAUGAUGCAAAAUGCUAUAUUUAGUUUGAUGUUCCUUAAAUGUUGCUGGUAAUGUCAUAAUCUUUCAACUGGAAAAAAAAAAAAAAUUAACCUAACUUUUUUAAUGUUUCAGCAGUCUUUGGUAAAAUUGAUAUCUGGAACUUGCCCUUUAUUUAAUUUUUUUAAUUACCUCUACAUGUUAUAUAUUUCUUAGAAUGGUUAGGUGAAACAUAUUAGAAUUCACACACAUUUGGGAUUUAGAUGAAAAUUUCAGUUUUUGUUAACUAUAUUUGAUUUUAAUUUGAUGGCAGUUUAAACUCAUAGUUUCAUUAUUUUUUUUUUUUUAGCUAAAUUUAAAUUUAGUAUUUAGCAAUAUGAAUAUUAGUUUUCUGGUAAUGAAUUUAUUUAAAUGUCAUUGAAAUUAUUGAAAUGUUUUCUGUUUAUGGUAUUAAUAUGGGCAGAGUACUUAAACUUACAUAAAAUUUUACAGUUCAUUUCUUCUCAUGCAUUUCAACCUCUGGUCUAACUUUUUGAUAAAAGUAUUUUAGGCUAUUUAUUUUAUAUGUAUUUUUUUUCCUAAGGAUGUUUAUUGCUUUUAGAAUCAGAUAUCAAAUUACUGUAUAGAUUUACUAAAAUAUUUGAGAUUAGCAUGGCAUUAGCAGCUAGGUAGUUAUUUUAAUUAGCUUUACAGUUUAGUUAUCAUAGGCAUAAAAUUUUACUUAAACAGAAAUAGAUUUUUUUUAUAUAAAAGUAUUUGAAUCCUUUCAUCACAACCUUUUAUAUUUUACUCAUUUCUUUUGGACUGAUAUUUAAAAUAAAUCAUAAAAAUAUUUGUUUAUUUCAAGGCUCUCAUAUUAGAAAAUAAAAUUUUAAAAGAACUACCUCAAAAUUUUUAUCAAAUAUUGAUCAGUCACAUUUGUCAAUUUUUCAAAAUACAAUUAAGCAGCAUAAUAUUCAAAAUAGAUACCAAAUCAUGUUAACUGAAUGAGCAACCCAUUUCAAGUUGCCAUUUCAGAAAACCUGUUUAUCUGUCACAAAACAUUUGGUAGAUUUAAUAUACUAAGAUUUUGAAAUAGACAUUGUUAAAGAAAAUAAUUUCUAAAAAUAACUUAGCAGUUUUUGAGCUGAUCAGAUUUUAUAUGGUAUGUGAAUUUAUCUGUUGUUAGCUGAUUGUUCAUUUUACAUGUUCGGAGUGUAGAUAUUUAAUAGUUUUCUGGCUUCUGCUAGGGCACUGAAUUGAAUGCAUUCCAAAAUGGAGUCUCGUGGUUCACAUCUCUUUUCAAUUCGUCCUUCCAGAUUUGAUAAAAUAUGUACUGGUUAUAUACUGGAGUCAAGCCACUACUACUAUUGUUGUCUUACAGAAAUUUCUACCAACAAAAUUUAUGUAGCCUAUCUUUUCAACAAUAUUUCCUGAAAUAUUUCUGCUUUAAGAUAAAGAGAAGAAAUUGAAAAAUAAACAAUAAAUGAUAGUUAAAUAAAACUCAAGAUGAAACAGUAAUAUUAAAUUUGGAUUGUUAAAUAGUAGACAAGAAUUGUAAAUUUUUAUAGUUAAUGACAGUCCAGGUUAAGAAGAUUACUAAUCUUACAGGAAAUAAACUUGGAUUGGAUUUCUGUUCAGUAUAUCAGUCUCUUAAUGCAUCUCUGAUUUUCAUGGGAUGAAGUGAAUAAGAUAAACCUUUAUAUGAAUACUCUGCAAGUCUGUUGUAAACUUUCCCUGCAUGUAGCACUGAAUUCAACACUGCACAUUGCUGUGGCACUCAUCAACAUUAUGUUGUGGCCAUCAUUUGCAGCUGUGAGUUAAUACCACCAUAUAGUAGUUACAGCUCCAUGGACUUGGCUUUUGAGGCUUAAGCGUCUUGACCACAAAUACAAAUGGAAGUGCCUGUGACAUGAUAUGAACAACUAAGUUCUCUAGUCAUUGUUACCCUAUAAAUGUGAUCAGUUGUACUUUGGAAAGAGCAUAAUUAAAUCAUUGAACUAUAAUACAAUGAUGUACUUUUAAAAAUAUACAAGUAUAUAUUGUUGGCAUUAGAAAGGAGUUCCAGCUGUAGAUACCAUACUAAAGUAGACAUAGGAGCUUGAGGCUGUCCUCUGACUUGCUGGCUCCUCUCAAACUGUCUAACCUAUACCAGCAUGGAAAACAUACAUAAAAUGAUAAUGACAGUCAGUGAUGUUGUUUGUGAUGGAAAGAUGCAGUCAUAAAGUAUGUAAUAGUUCUAUGGCUACAGCAUUUCAAAUUUUAAAUUACAAUGCUUCAUUUGGUCAAUUUAGAAGUUGUUGACGUCAUAUUUGUAUUAAUCAGGAAAUAAGGUACAUUUUUUUUUCAUAUAUUUUUCAGAAACAAUAAUACCCCUGUCUAUCCCCAUCUCUCCUCCCCUUGUUCUCUCUCUCUCUUAUGCACACGUAUUUUAUGGGAACUGUUACGUGUGAAGAUUGUUAUAGUGUCAUUCUUCAAUUUAAAAACAAAAUGUAUUAAUGAAAAACUUCAAAGAUUCUCAUUGAGAAAUUGUGAUUUCUUGAGGCCUUGAUUGUUACUAAUACAUUUCAUAAGAGACAGUGAAUAUAUAUUUAUCUUAUACCCACUGCCACAAAACCCUGCAAUAAACUCAUCUCAUUCACACACACACACAUGCUAUGAAGAUAGAAAAUCUGUGCAUGGAUAGUUGUUUUUUUAUUGUCAGAAAUUAAAUGGUUCGAUAAAAAAAUAAAAAAUUAGUCAAUAUUUUUACUAUUCAGUGAAUAAUUAGUUGUUUUGAAUAAUUGAAGGUAGCAAAAAAUAGAUUCCUUUUUAUUAUUUUAGUGGAUUAAUAUGUUAGAUAACAAUUAGGCAAAACAGAAUAUUGAUCUAGUUUUAGAUUAUAUCAUCAUUGUUAUAAUGAGUUAGAAAUCAUAAGAUUUUAGCACCAAUUCUAUUUGAAAGUAAUUACAUAUCGCCAAUCUCUGUCUCUUUAUCUUUGACAACCAGUAUUUAUAUCAUGAUAAUUGAACUUCAAAUAAAUUCAUGUCUACAGUUUUUGUGUUAAAAGUAUCACGUUUAUGUUGACAUCAGAUUAUUUGUUUAAUUUCCAAAUCUACUGUAUUUUAUUUCAACUUACCAUUUCGCAAGUAUAACUCCUCUUCCUCACCAUACACACACACACACACCGACCCACUCUUGUUAAAUUCAGUAAUUUAUUGGUUUCAUAAUUUCAUAUCCGCAUUUUGUAAAUUUCGCUUUAAUCACCUCACAAAAAAA
Octopus sinensis (East Asian common octopus) is the source of this 6327-nucleotide messenger RNA. RefSeq names its product beta-1,4-mannosyltransferase egh. The coding region runs from base 1219 to 2718 and encodes 499 amino acids. The transcript has 4 exons. The record is from RefSeq and is a predicted model, not a curated record. Gene Ontology annotation, cellular component: cytoplasm. Gene Ontology annotation, molecular function: beta-1,4-mannosyltransferase activity. Lineage: Eukaryota; Metazoa; Mollusca; Cephalopoda; Octopoda; Octopodidae.